UGUUCUUUGCUCAGCAAUAUUCCCACUGCUCUGGCAUUACGGCAUCACUACUGAAGAUUAUUUAUUCUUUGAGAUGCGUCAGGUUUUCAGCCUCUCCGACAAUGACCUUCAGACAUAAAAAUGCAAAACGAAUAGAAGGGCUUGACAGCAAUGUAUGGGUAGAAUUUACCAGGUUAGCGGCAAAUCCUUCAGUUGUUAAUCUUGGACAAGGCCUUCCUGAUAUAUCUCCUCCUAACUACUUAAAAGAAGAGCUGGCAAAAGCAGCCUUUGUGAAUAGGUUAAACCAGUACACACGUGGUUUUGGACAUCCACUGUUGGUGGAGGCCUUGUCCCAAGUUUAUGGAAAGGUUUGUGGAAGAAAGAUUGACCCGUACACUGACAUCCUGGUGACAAUAGGAGCAUAUGGAUCUCUGUUUAGUGCAGUGCAGGGACUCAUUGAAGUAGAAGAUGAAGUAAUAAUAAUAGAGCCGUACUAUGAUUGUUAUGUGGACAUGGUGAGGAUGGCAGGAGCAAAACCUGUCUGUAUAUCUUUGAGAUAUAAACCUGCAGCUGGAGGAGACAUUGCCUCUAGUGCUGACUGGGUCUUGGAUCCUGCUGAACUUGCAAGUAAAUUUAAUUCCAAGACAAAAGCUAUUGUACUGAAUACCCCUCACAAUCCUAUAGGAAAGGUCUAUACAAAAGAAGAGCUCCAGAAAAUUGCUGAUCUCUGUAUUAAGCAUGAUAUCUUAUGCAUCAGUGAUGAAGUAUAUGAAUGGCUGGUGUACGCUGGAAAGAAGCACAUUAAAAUUGCUACUUUGCCUGGAAUGUGGGAAAGAACAGUAACUAUAGGAAGUGUUGGGAAAACAUACACUGUAACGGGCUGGAAGCUUGGAUGGUCCAUUGGCCCCCAGCAUCUGAUAAAACAUUUGCAAGUCGUUCAUCAAAAUUCACUCUAUACAUGUCCGACUCCAUUACAGGAGGCUGUGGCACAAGCUUUUUUGAUAGAUUUCAAACGGAUGGAUGAGUCAGACUGCUACUUCUGCUCUCUGCCUAGGGAAUUGGAGGGCAAGAGGAACCAAUUGGGUCGGAUGCUACAAGAAGUUGGACUCAAACCUGUUGUUCCAGAGGGAGGAUACUUCAUGAUUGUUGAUGUAUCCACGCUAGGUGUAGAUUUAUCAGACAUGGAAGAGGAUAAGCCUUAUGAUUAUAAAUUUGUGAAAUGGAUGAUAAAAAACAAGAAGCUGGCAGCUAUCCCUCUCUCCUCAUUUUGUAGCCCGGAGACCCAACAGAACUUUGAGAAGUACAUCCGGUUUUGCUUCAUCAAAGAAGACAGCACAUUGGAGGCAGCAGAAAAGAUCUUGAAGAACUGGAAGAAACAUUAAUCCAGAAGUUAAUUU
Molecule: messenger RNA, 1376 nt
Organism: Euleptes europaea (tarantolino)
Lineage: Eukaryota; Metazoa; Chordata; Lepidosauria; Squamata; Sphaerodactylidae
Gene: KYAT3
Product: kynurenine aminotransferase 3
Exons: 13
Coding region: 102-1361 (419 amino acids)
Biological process (GO): biosynthetic process
Cellular component (GO): mitochondrion; cytoplasm
Molecular function (GO): L-kynurenine:2-oxoglutarate transaminase activity; pyridoxal phosphate binding
Source: RefSeq, a predicted model, not a curated record